GAGCUGGGCCUCAACGAGUCCCAGAUCAAGAUCUGGUUCCAGAACAAAAGGGCCAAAAUCAAAAAGGCCUCCGGGAAGAAGAACUCUCUGGCCCUGCAGCUGCAGGCCCAGGGACUCUACAACCACUCUACAUCUGGGGGGGUCCAGUCUGACAGCGACUAGACCUGGACCAGGAGGACCCAGUCUGACAGUGACUAGACCUGGACCAGGAGGACUCAGUCUGACAGUGACUAGACCUGGACCAGGAGGAC
Messenger RNA from Austrofundulus limnaeus, 251 nucleotides. Its product is annotated as homeobox protein engrailed-1-A. Gene Ontology annotation, biological process: neuron differentiation; multicellular organism development; regulation of transcription by RNA polymerase II. The record is from RefSeq and is a predicted model, not a curated record. Gene Ontology annotation, molecular function: RNA polymerase II cis-regulatory region sequence-specific DNA binding; DNA-binding transcription factor activity, RNA polymerase II-specific. Lineage: Eukaryota; Metazoa; Chordata; Actinopteri; Cyprinodontiformes; Rivulidae. Gene Ontology annotation, cellular component: nucleus.